Cuculus canorus (common cuckoo) is the source of this 6630-nucleotide messenger RNA. RefSeq lists its product as uncharacterized. The record is from RefSeq and is a predicted model, not a curated record. NCBI's taxonomy places the organism in Eukaryota, Metazoa, Chordata, Aves, Cuculiformes, Cuculidae. Gene Ontology annotation, biological process: regulation of DNA-templated transcription.
CUGCCCGCAGCUCCGCCGCCGCCAAGGACGGAGACGACGAAAGGGUUCUGGGGCGGAAUUGGUGUCUCUCGAGCAGCCCAGGCUCCAGGCGGGCACAGCCCAGAGCGGCUCUCGCUGCAGCAGCGCCUGGGGGGAAAUUGCGAGGCCCCGAGCGGCCCCGCUCCGGUCGAGCCUCAGAGCGCAAUCAGCAUCUGCUUUGGAAGGGAAGUGGUUUUUUCCGGCCUGGCCGCCCCCCCCCCCCCCGCCACCCCCCAGGCUCCGAGCCCAGUGCUGGCGCCAGCGAGUCGGAAGGAGCGCGGGGUCCCAGAGCAUCCCAGUGCCGGAGGGCUCUGCAUCCCAGUGCCCCGGGCCCGGGGAAGAGCAGCCCCGCAGGCAGGCUGGCCCUGCAGCCCCCGGCCCCUCUGCGGGCAGCCCGGCUGCGAGAAGGGCACUGCCAGGCCUGGCGGGGGAGCGGCGACCCCGGGGCUGCCGGGUCCGGCCUGGCGGCGUCAGGGUUGGGGCAGAGGGGGCCGGGCAAGGCGCGGCGGGGCGAGCUGAGCCGGGCGUGCUUCGGGCUGCGGAUGGCGGGGCCGUUCGAGGAGGUGGCCGUCUACUUCUCCCGCCAGGAGUGGGCAGAGCUGGCGGGCUGGCAGCGGCGGCUCUACCGGGAGGUGAUGCUGGACACCUACGGAAUGCUCGCCUCGCUGGGUUGGGCCGCCGUUAAGCCCGAGCUCAUCUGCAGGUUGGAGCGAGGAGAGACGCCGUGCGUGCCAGACCACCCCGGGGCGCGGCAGAGACACCACAGCCCUGUGCCGGGCGGGUCCCGGGAUUCCACUGGGGGCGUGGAGGGUUCCUCCAGCAGGAGUUCGGGGGAAUCAUCCCAAGGCGAACCAAGCGGGAACUGCAGAGACCCUCACCCUCCUCUUGGCCUGGCCCCCCAGCCGCGGGAGAAGACCCCCCUCACAUGCCCUGAGUGCAAUAAGAGCUUCAGGAGUUGGAGUGCACUGACCGCCCACAAGCACAUCCACACGGGUGAGCGCCCCUUCACCUGCACCGACUGCAGUAAGAGCUUCAUCUGGAAGAGCUACCUGAGAAGACACCAGCGCAUCCACACGGGUGAGCGCCCCUUUCACUGUGCUGACUGUGGAAAGAGCUUCACCUGGAAGCAUCACCUGAUUCCCCACCAGCGCAUCCACUCUGGUGAGCGCCCCUUCACCUGCACGGAGUGUGGCAAGAGCUUCAGCCAGAAGCAAGACCUGGUCAAGCAUCAGCGCAUCCACACUGGUGAACGUCCCUUCACCUGCACUGAGUGCAGUAAGAGCUUCAGGCAGAAGACCUCUCUGAGCAGACACCAGCGCACCCACACAAGCAAGUAGUCCUUCACCUGUGCCAAGUGCAGUGAGAGCUUCAGAUGGAAGGACUCUCUGACUGACCACCAGUGCAUCCACACCUGCCAGCGCCCCUUUGCCUGUGGCCACUGUGACCUCCGCUUCACAUGGAAGAAAUCCCUGGUCAUCCCUCAGCGCAUCCACACUAGCAAGAAGAGCGGCCGUGCCAAGGGCCACUCGACACUCACUGAGGGACUCAGUCCCACCUCGCCAAGAAGCACCCAGGAGUUUGCAAGAGGCGAAAUUGGCCCCCGGACCCCCUUUUGUUGGGGAGGAGGAAUUAAAGAACCCCCUGACCCGACGGUCACACUUCUGGCUGUAGGUCUUGUCACACUCGUCACACCUGUAGGGUUUCUCGCCGGUGUGGCUGUGCUGGUGCUGGAUCAGGUGUUCCUUCUGGCUGAAGCUCUUGCCACAGUUGGAACAGGCAAAGAGGCGCUCACCCAUGUGGAUGCACUGAUCAGACUUCUGGCUGUAGGCCUCGCUGCAAUCAUCACACUUGUAGGGUUUCUCGCCGGUGUGGAUGCGCUGGUGCUUGAUCAGGGCACCCUUCUGGCUGAAGCUCUUGCCGCAGGCAGCACAGGUGGAGGGCUGCUGACCAGUGUGGAUGCGCUGGUAAUUGAUCAGGGAAUGCCAGCCGCCCUCGGCACUGCCAGCACGGCCCGGUGCACUCGCUGGUGUUUCUGUUCCAGACUUCUGGCUGCAGGUCUGGCCACGCUUGUAGGGCUUCUCGCCGGUGUGGAUGCGCUGGUGUCUGGUCAGGGCACUCUUAAGGCUGAAGCUCUUGCCGCCAUCAGUGCAGGCAAAGGGGUGCUCUGCGAUGUGGAUGCACAGGUGGGUGAUGAGGUGGCCCUUCUGGCUGAAGCUCUUGCUGCAGUUGACACAGGAAAAGGGCUUCUCACCACUGUGGAUUCACUUACACUUGAGAAGGGAGAUGGUGUUGCUAAAGCUCUUCCCACAAUCAAUAAAGGCAAAGGAGCACUCAUCUGUGUGGAUGCGCUGGUGGUUGAUCAGGGAGUCCUUCUGGAGGAAGCUCUUGCUACACCUGGAGCAGUUGGAGCAGGUGAAGGGUCGCUCACCAGUGUGGAUGCGCUGGUGGAUGACCAAGUGUUGCUUUUGGCUGAAGUAGUGGUUGCAGUGGUUGCAGGCAAAGGGACGCUCGCCAGUGUGGAUGCGCUGGUGAAUGACAAGGUCACCCUUGCGGCUGAAGCUCUUGCCGCAGUCGGAGCAGGUGAAGGGUCGCUCACCAGUGUGGAUGCGCUGGUGAAUGACAAGGUUACCCUUGCGGCUGAAGCUCUUGCUGCAGAUGGAGCAGGUGAAGGGGCGCUCGCCAGUGUGGAUGCGCUGGUGAAUGACAAGGUUACCCUUGCGGCUGAAGCUCUUGCUGCAGACGGAGCAGGUGAAGGGGCGCUCGCCAGUGUGGAUGCGCUGGUGUUUGAUAAGGGAGCCCUUCUGCCUGAAGCUCUUGUUGCAGUCAGCGCAGAUGAAGGGGCGUUCCUUGGUGUGGAUGCGCCGGUGAGUGAGCAGGUGUUGCUUUUGGCUGAAUUUGUAACCACAGUCAACACAGGCAAAGGGGCGCUCGCCGGUGUGGAUGAGCUGGUGUUUGACCAGGUGUUUUUUCUGGAUGAAGUUCUUGCCGCAUUCAGGGCAGGCUCCGAGCCCAGUGCUGGCGCCAGCGAGUCGGAAGGAGCGCGGGGUCCCAGAGUAUCCCAGUCCCGGAGGGCUCUGCAUCCCAGUGCCCCGGGCCCGGGGAAGAGCAGCCCCGCAGGCAGGCUGGCCCUGCAGCCCCCGGCCCCUCUGCGGGCAGCCCGGCUGCGAGAAGGGCACUGCCAGGCCUGGCGGGGGAGCGGCGACCCCGGGGCUGCCGGGUCCGGCCUGGCGGCGUCAGGGUUGGGGCAGAGGGGGCCGGGCAAGGCGCGGCGGGGCGAGCUGAGCCGGGCGUGCUUCGGGCCCACCCACACCCCCAGCGCACCCACACAAGCAACGGAUGCCCGACACCCGCCCGGCACAGGGCUGCGGUGCCUCUGCCGCGCCCCGGGGGGGUCUGGCACGCACGGCGUCUCUCUCAAACUGCAGAUGAUCUCGGGCUUAACGGCGGCCCAACCUGUCCGGGGUACAGAGAGAAGCACCUUCACCCGCACGGCCGGGAUGGCAGCGCCGGCCCAGCACCCCCAGUACCGGCACCCCCCGUCCCAGCACACCCAGGCUGCAGGGCCAGCCUGCCUGCGGGGCUGCUCUUCCCCGGGCCCGGGGCACUGGGAUGCAGAGCCCUCCGGCACUGGGAUGCUCUGGGACCCCGCGCUCCUUCCGACUCGCUGGCGCCAGCACUGGGCUCGGAGCCUGGGGGGUUGCGUGGGGGUGGGGGGCGGCCAGGCCGGAAAAAACCACUUCCCUUCCAAAGCAGAUGCUGAUUGCGCUCUGAGGCUCGACCGGAGCGGGGCCGCUCGGGGCCUCGCAAUUUCCCCCCAGGCGCUGCUGCAGCGAGAGCCGCUCUGGGCUGUGCCCGCCUGGAGCCUGGGCUGCUCGAGAGACACCAAUUCCGCCCCAGAACCCUUUCGUCGUCUCCGUCCUUGUCGGCGGCGGAGCUGCGGGCAGAGGGGGUGUCGGGGGGCGAGGCGGGGGCUCCGGCCGUGCUUCGGGCUGCAGAUGGCGGGGCCGUUCGAGGAGGUGGCCGUCUACUUCUCCCGCCAGGAGUGGGCAGAGCUGGCGGGCUGGCAGCGGCGGCUCUACCGGGAGGUGAUGCUGGACACCUACGGAAUGCUCGCCUCGCUGGGCUGGGACACCGUUAAGCCCGAGCUCAUCUGCAAGCUGGAGCGAGGAGAGACGCCGUGCGUUCCAGACCCCCCCGGGGAGCAGCGGAGGCACCGCAGCCCUGUGCCGGGCGGGUCCCGGGGGUCCGUGGCAGCGGUGGGUUGUUCCAUCAGCGGAAGCUGGGGGGACUCGUCCCAAAGCCAGCUCAGAGGGACCUCGGCGAACCACUCAGGACAACCUCAGCUCUCCCCCAUGAUACCCCCCCAGCCUUUGCAGAAGCCACUCCCCACGUGUCCUGAGUGCAACAAGAGCUUCAGCACCCGGACUGCAUUGGCCAUCCACGAGCGGAGCCACACGGGCGAACGCCCCUUCACCUGCCCUGAAUGCGGCAAGAACUUCAUCCAGAAAAAACACCUGGUCAAACACCAGCGCAUCCACACCGGCGAGCGCCCCUUUGCCUGUGUUGACUGUGGUUACAAAUUCAGCCAAAAGCAACACCUGCUCACUCACCAGCGCACCCACACCAAGGAAAGCCCCUUCAUCUGUGCUGACUGCAACAAGAGCUUCAGCCAGAAGGGGUCCCUUAUCAAACACCAGCGCAUCCACACUGGCGAGCGACCCUUCACGUGCUCUGACUGCGUCAAGAGCUUCAGACGCAAGGGUGACCUUGUCAGCCACCAGCGCAUCCACACUGGCGAGCGUCCCUUUGCCUGCAACCACUGCAACGACUGCUUCAGCCAAAAGCGACACUUGGUCAAUCACCAGCGCAUCCACACGGGCGAGCGUCCCUUCAUCUGCACUGACUGUGGGAGGAGCUUCAGAGAGAAGGGGGCCCUGAUCAAGCACCAGCGCAUCCACACUGGUGAGCGUCCCUUUGCCUGCAACCACUGCAACCACUGCUUCAGCCAAAAGCAACACUUGGUCAGUCACCAGCGCAUCCACACGGGCGAGCGCCCCUUCACUUGUCCCAAUUGUGACCACCGCUUCAGCCGGAAGGAGCAUCUGGUCACUCACCAGCGCAUCCACACUGGCGAGCGACCCUUCACCUGCUCCGACUGCGGCAAGAGCUUCAGACGCAAGAGUGACCUUGUCAUCCACCAGCGCAUCCACACUGGCGAGCGACCCUUCACCUGCUCCGACUGCAGCAAGAGCUUCAGAGAGAAGGGGGCCCUGAUCAAGCACCAGCGCAUCCACUCCACUGACCCCCUUCGCUGCUCCAACUGUGACAAGAACUUCAUCUGGAAGUGUGACCUGACGAAUCACCGGUGUGUACACACUGCUGAGCGCUUCUUUGCCUGCGUCCACGGUUACCACCACUUCAGCCCUCACCUCCACUCUGGCCCAGCCCCCUGGUUGCUGGAGAAGACCCUCUCCAUGUUCCUUGAGUGCAAGAAGAGCUUUAGGAACCAGACUGCACUGGCCAUCCAUGAACAGAGCCACACGGGUGAGUGGUCCUUCACCUGCUCCAGGUGUAGCAAGAGCUUCCUCCAGAAGGACUCCCUGAUCAACCACCAGCGCAUCCACACAGGUGAAUGCCCCUUUGCCUUUAUUGACUGUGGGAAGAGCUUUAGCAACACCAUCUCCCUUCUCAAGUGUAAGUGAAUCCACAGUGGUGAGAAGCCCUUUUCCUGUGUCAACUGCAGCAAGAGCUUCAGCCAGAAGGGCCACCUCAUCACCCACCUGUGCAUCCACAUCGCAGAGCACCCCUUUGCCUGCACUGAUGGUGGCAAGAGCUUCAGCCUUAAGAGUGCCCUGACCAGACACCAGCGCAUCCACACCGGCGAGAAGCCCUACAAGCGUGGCCAGACCUGCAGCCAGAAGUCUGGAACAGAAACACCAGCUGUCGGAGUGGGAGGUGGACCCGGAGUAACGAUGGAGUCUCAAUACGAGUAUGAUGGUUCUCAUUUAUUCAUACACCUUACACUUCUUAUAUACUUAUCCUAAUAACGCACGCGCUAAUAAAACAAAUCCUAAUUGGUUAUGCCCCUCUGUUCACGCGCCUUGUGCUGUCACGCAACUGGCCAGACGCUCUUGAGCACUCGAAAGGGGCAGAUACAAAGUUUUCAUCACGACUCUUCGGGACUUUCCCACGCUGGAUUCCACAUUCUUGUAUUCUACUCCCUUUUAUCUUAUCUCAAGGUCAGGCCUAGCUACAGACAGCAAACCCUGGAUUGUUCACUGCUAUUAAAUCAUGCCCUCGUUCACCGAGCCAUUCUUCCACAAUUCCCCCUUUUUGUUUUGAACAAGCCAGGGUUCAUUUGUUAUUCGUGAUAGCAUUUUUCUUAGACAUAACCUUACACAACUGAAAAGAACUAAUUCUACAAGUAUAAAAAUUAAUCCCAUUUUUAAUACGCUCCUAAGCCAACCAGUCAAUCCUAACCAGUUGCAUAAUCCAUCCAAACCAAAAGAAAAACCUAGGUCAAAAUGGUCACAGCCAUGACCAUGCGCCAAUAACAAAAAAAGAAGAAGAAAUCUAUUGCUGCUCUGUUCUGUGAAACAGUAUGCUGCACGG